AACACGCCAAGCACACACUGGCAGCGAGCGCUUUGGCUCAGCUUUAAGCUUCAAGGUCGGAUGCAACCCAACACUAGUGCUGCAUGGCAAAACAGUAUCCCUCGGUUUGAAACGUUUCUGGUUAUUUCUGCUGUUCUUCGUAUUGUGCUCAUACUGUACAGCGAAUGGCACGAUGCGCAUUCGAUUGUGAAGUACACCGACAUUGAUUACCGUGUAUUCAGCGACGCUGCUAGAUUUAUCAUACAUCCCAAACUUCAGGAUAAUAUUGCAAAGGGGCCACUCGCACCUCUAUUUUUCACUGUCGGAGAUCCGUACACUCGGCAGACUUAUCGCUAUACUCCACUGCUGGCCAUCCUUCUCCUUCCGAAUGAGUGGCUACACCCGUCAUUCGGAAAGUACUUGUUUGCCGCAUGCGAUCUAAUAAACGGCGCCCUCAUUUAUCAAAUUUUGAUGUCGCACAUCCUUCCCCAUGUCAAAUCUUUGGCACCAGAUGUCUCCGCAAAGAACUCCGAACACUUUAUGCGUGCACAUGCAUCUCUCCUAGCGGCAACCCACCUCUUGAACCCUCUUGUAUUUACCAUCUCAACGCGUGGUUCUUCUGAAGCGAUUCUCUGCACUUUUGUCCUCUUGACAUUAUUCUACGCACUCGAACGUCGACAUAACGCUGCCGCCGUGAUGCUGGGACUCAGUGCUCACUGGAAAAUCUACCCGAUCAUAUAUGGGGUUAGCUGUGUCUCCGCGAUCACCUCGCAGCGCGUCAAUGCGCAAGGGUGGAAUUUUGCGUAUCUACUGCGCAAUCUGGUUGGCAAACAGGCACUUUGUUUCGUCCUUCUUAGCGCUGGGACAUUUAUUAUUCUAGGAGCUAUAUGCUACGCUAUGUGGGGAUACCCUUUCCUCUACGAGGCAUAUCUAUAUCACACAGACCGGCGUGAUCAUCGGCAUAACUUUUCCCCUUACUUCUACCUCAUCUACCUGACAUAUUCUAGUUUCGGAGGUACCUCAGCCGACUUAUCAAUCUGGCGUCAACUACUUCGCUCGCCAUUUACAAGUCUUAUACCCCAAUUGACGUUGUCCCUUGGGACCGGCCUCGUCUUUGGCCAACUCUCAGUCGGCCUUCCGUUCGUGUGGUUUGUACAGACGUUCACAUUUGUACUCUUCAACCGUGUGUGCACGUCCCAAUACUUCAUUUGGUAUACCCUCUUUAUACCCCUACUUGUGCCUUGCAUCAACAUUUCAUGGAAAAAGUGGGUGAUGUGUGGAGCAGUCUGGAUGGGUACGCAAGCACUGUGGCUUGCAGAGGCAUACAAGUUGGAGUUCCUCGGUGAUGAUGUGUUCUUGGGCUUUGGGUCAGAAGUUUGGUUUAUGUCGCUGGUCAUGCAUGGGUACUUGGGGUCAUCAUGAGUGGAUAUAUACCCUAUUUGCCAUACAACCAGCACAGUUAGACACCUGGGUAGCGCUUAUACAGACAUAUACGACGCUAUCUUGUAAACUCGUUAAUUUACCAAGUACUGAUGCCACUCGGAAAGUGAUGUGCUAAUGUGAUAUGCUACUUUACUCAUCCUUUACAUCUAUGUAGUUUGAUGUGUGCCUCUCCGAUAGUCCUAAUCGAAGAAGCCCAGGGG
Molecule: messenger RNA, 1622 nt
Organism: Suillus bovinus
Lineage: Eukaryota; Fungi; Basidiomycota; Agaricomycetes; Boletales; Suillaceae
Product: glycosyltransferase family 50 protein
Exons: 3
Coding region: 61-1401 (446 amino acids)
Biological process (GO): GPI anchor biosynthetic process
Cellular component (GO): membrane; glycosylphosphatidylinositol-mannosyltransferase I complex
Molecular function (GO): GPI mannosyltransferase activity; alpha-1,4-mannosyltransferase activity
Source: RefSeq, a predicted model, not a curated record